Molecule: messenger RNA, 699 nt
Organism: Rhodotorula graminis WP1
Lineage: Eukaryota; Fungi; Basidiomycota; Microbotryomycetes; Sporidiobolales; Sporidiobolaceae
Exons: 3
Biological process (GO): protein targeting to ER
Cellular component (GO): membrane; signal peptidase complex
Source: RefSeq, a predicted model, not a curated record
AAGGUCAACACGCACAACAUCACCGAGCUCAAAAACGCCCUCGACGACCACGUCAAGGACCUCCUCUCGCGCCCCUCAGCUGCCGGCACCACGUCGCGCCCCCCGUUCACGCGCUCGUACCGCCACGACGACGUGCGCCUCGCUCUUGGUUGGUCGAGCGUCGCAGUCGCCGCCGCGACGGGCUACUACGGGUACCGCACCCCGUUUAACGACAGCACCCUCUGGGUCUCACUCGGCGUCGCCCUGUACGUCGUCCUCAACACGGCGCUCGCGCUCCACGUCGCGCUCGUCGAGAAGAACACCAUCUUCGAGGGCAAGCGCCGUACCCUCGCCUCGCGCAUCUCGACCGAGCGCCUGAGCGUCUCGUCGCUCGCGGCCGCCUCGCCCCGCACCUUUACCGCCUCGUCCUGGGUCCCCUUCCCUCUCUCCCUCCUCGCGGCGUCGCCCUCCCUCUCGCUCUCCUCGCCCACCUCCUCCUCCCCCUCCUCGGCGCCCUCCCCCGCGUCCUACCCGCUCUACGCCCUCACCCUCUCGUACUCGCACUCGUCGAGCGCAGGCAAGGCGCUCCUGCACCGCGCGUCGCACCAGCUCGUGAGCCCGUGCGCGGCCUUCUUUGACGGCGAGGGAAGGCUCGCGAGCGGACGGGUCGACGAGUGGGUCGAGCGCGCGCUCGAAGAGGUGCAGGGCGACAAGGGCGCG